Brassica napus (rape) is the source of this 4452-nucleotide messenger RNA. RefSeq lists its product as uncharacterized. The transcript has 2 exons. NCBI's taxonomy places the organism in Eukaryota, Viridiplantae, Streptophyta, Magnoliopsida, Brassicales, Brassicaceae. The record is from RefSeq and is a predicted model, not a curated record. Gene Ontology annotation, molecular function: nucleic acid binding; RNA-DNA hybrid ribonuclease activity. The coding region runs from base 1 to 4452 and encodes 1483 amino acids.
AUGGACAAGUUGCGUCUCCCAGAGUACAAACUGGAGGGAGAUCCCGUCGAGCAUCUGACAGGUUUCAACAUCGCGGUGGCGAGAGCCAGACUUGCUCCCGACGAAAGAGACGCGGGAUAUUGCCAACUUUUUGUCGAAACACUCAAUGAACAAGCCUUAACUUGGUUCUCGGGACUCGAAGAGAACUCGAUUAGAAGCUUCAAAGAGCUCUCCUCGGCGUUUCUCAAGACUUACAUCAUGUUCACCAAACGCGAAGCAACAGCUUCAACCCUCUGGAACCUCAAGCAAACGAAGGACCAGAGCCUUUGUGAUUACAUGGAACGGUUUAAGUCGGUCGUGUCAAGAAUCGACAUUCCAGAUCACAUCGCCGUCGACGCCCUGAGGAACAAUCUCCUCGUAGAAUGUAAGUUCCGAGAAGAUCUCUAUCGAUGUCCCACCACAUCGUUGGAAGAUGCCGUUGCUCGUUCCCACAACUUCAUUCGUAUGGAAGAGGACACUAAAGCCAUCAUGAGCAAGCACAACUCGGCGAAGCAAUCAGCGCCUAAAAACACUGCUACAGCUCACGUCGAACCUCGUCAGCAUGCUCCAAGUGACAAAAACAACCGUAAGAAUGGUCUCCUUUACGUCGUCGACGAGAACGGGAAGAAAUGGAACACCUUUCAUCGAGAAGCCGAUCCUCCGAGCGAAUCCCCCCGAGCAACAGUGACGGCCGCGGUCGCCCAAUGCAAAACACUUUUCGCACAAUUCCUCUCCUCGCUCGAAAGCGGCGAAAUCAAGAUCCCUCCUCCGAAGCCCAAAAGCGAGAACAGUUGGAGCAGGAACAAGGAUAGGAAAAAUCAGCGAAAAAAUCAAGGAAAACCGCGUCAAGACGACCAAAAGCCUAAGGUUGCCGAGCAAACACCACAUCAGGACGACGAUGGUGACGCCUCAGCUGAGGAAGAUCCACCAGCGGUCAGACAAAGGAUCGAAGUUAUUCGCGCCCAACCGGAGCCCUCAUCAGACGAAGAGAGCGAUCUCGAGGAAGCUUUCGACCCGUUGGACCUACGGACGCUCCUCAAGCGGAAGAUCACGUCGACAAAUAACGAGACUCCCGGACCUUCCGAUCUCCGACUCGAGCUUAACGCUAAAAGAACCAAGCAUGCGUUGAGCCAAGGAUUUUCACCAGCACCUACAGGCGAUAAUCCUAUCGUCGAUUUGCGAGAUCAGCUUAACGCACGAAUCAAUGAUCUGCGUACAAAGCUGGACCGUAAAAGAGCCGAAUCACCAAAGGAAAGCGAGGACCUCCGAGCUCUUCUCAUCAAAAAGCAAGCAAGCGUCAGGCCGCGGAUCAACGUGAUUAUGGGAGGAUCUCCGCCUUGCGGGGAUUCAGUACGGGCGGUCAAGGAUCACUGUCGAAUGGUGGAUACUUUGCAGCGUUGGCCACAGAAGCUUCCAACCGAUCCCCCAAUCUCCUUCUCGACAGAAGACCUCCACGGAGUAAAUUUCCCUCAUAACGAUCCCCUUCUCGUCGUUUUGGCUAUCAAUAAAUACGAUGUUACCAAAGUGCUAAUCGAUACUGACAGUUCGGUCGAUAUCAUUUUUCGCGAAACUCUCGUAAAAAUGGGAAUCGACUUAAAAGACGUGAAACCAUCUUCCAGAACUCUCACCGGUUUCAACGGUUCCUCCGAGGUAAUCCUGGGGACUAUCCAUCUCUCGGUACAAGCAGAGGGAGUAGCUCGGAUGGUCAAAUUCUCGGUAGUUAGCACCAAGGCUCCCUAUCACGUGAUACUAGGCACCCCAUGGUUAUACUCUAUGCGAGCAAUUGCAUCCACAUACCAUCAAUGUGUCAAAUUCCCGGGAAUGGAUGGUACGAUUAAGACAGUGAGAGGAGAUCAACGAGCUGCACGAGAUCUCUUAAUCGCCACGGUCAAGUUACAACGUUCGCAGUCACUAGUCAACUCGAUUUCCCCUCCAAUAAGUAAGGUCUGCCCACAAAAGGAAGAAGUGCUCGAAGUCUCGGUCGACGAGUCGGAUCCAAGUAAAGUGCUACGAGUAGGCGCCUAUCUAUCAGACGAGAUGCAGCGUACUAUCCUGGAUUUCCUGAAGAGUAAGGUCUGCCCACAAAAGGAAGAACUGCUCGAAGUCCCGGUCGACGAGUCGGAUCCAAGUAAAGUGCUACGAGUAGGCGCCUAUCUAUCAGACGAGAUGCAGCGUACUAUCCUGGAUUUCCUGAAGCAAAACUUGUCUACCUUUGCUUGGUCAAUGUCUGACAUGCAAGGGAUCGACCCGUCCAUCACGACUCACGAGUUGAACGUAGAUCCGAAUAUUAAGCCCAUCCGACAGAAGAGACGAAAGUUGGGUCCCGAAAGAUCCAAAGCAGUCGUCGAGGAAGUCGAACGCUUACUAAGCGCGGGCUCGAUAACGGAAGUCCGUUACCCGGAAUGGCUCGCCAACCCAGUGGUCGUCAAAAAGAAAAACGGCAAGUGGCGCAUGUACGUCGACUUUACCGACCUCAACAAGGCAUGUCCAAAGGAUAGCUAUCCGCUUCCGAACAUCGACAGACUCGUUGAGUCAACUGCCGGCAAUGAAAUGCUCACAUUUAUGGACACUUUCUCGGGAUACAACCAGAUUAUGAUGCAUCUGGAUGAUCGAGAGAAGACGUCGUUCAUAACCGAUCGAGGAACCUACUGCUACAAAGUGAUGCCUUUCGGGCUGAAGAAUGCCGGAGCGACGUACCAGCGACUUGUCAACCGUAUGUUCGCUAAACAGCUAGUUACAACAAUGGAAGUCUACAUCGAUGAUAUGCUCGUCAAAUCAAUCCGAGCAGACGACAACCUAACGCACUUACGGGAGUGUUUUGACAUCCUAAACACGUACAAAAUGAAGUUAAACCCAGCCAAGUGCACUUUUGGCGUGUCGUCCGGAGAAUUCCUUGGCUACAUAGUGACACAGCGGGGAAUUGAAGCAAACCCGAAGCAAAUAUCAGCCGUCCUCGACCUACCCAGUCCGAGAAACUGCCGAGAAGUCCAACGACUAACCGGCCAAAUCGCAGCACUCAAUCGCUUUAUCUCCCGGUCCACCGACAAAUGUCUCCCCUUCUACGAUCUCCUCCGAGGAAAUAAGAAAUUCAUCUGGGACGAUAAGUGCGAAGAGGCUUUUAAUCAGCUCAAGCACAACCUGACGACGCCUCCGAUCUUGGCAAAGCCAGACAUAGGCGACGUUUUAUCUCUCUACAUUGCGGUUUCGUCUGCCGCAGUCAGCAGUGUACUAAUCAAGGAGGACCGAGGAGAACAACGACCCGUUUUCUACAUGAGUAGAAGGAUGACCGGACCAGAAACCCGGUACCCGACACUUGAGAAGAUGGCCUUGGCCGUCGUCGAAUCAGCGAGGAAACUUCGUCCCUAUUUUCAGUCACACUCGGUAGAAGUUCUUACCGACCAGCCGCUCCGAACUGUUUUGCAAAACACGAACAGAGCUGGUCGUCUUACCAAGUGGGCGAUUGAACUCAGAGAGCUCGACAUCACUUACAAAUGGAGAACAGCCGCUAAGGCUCAAGUCCUCGCCGAUUUCCUCGUGGAGUUAUCUCCGGAACUUGUCCAAGAUUUAGAAACCUCAGAUUCAACCUGGAUCCGUCAUGUCGACGGUUCCUCGACAAACAAAGGUUCAGGAGCAGGAGUUCAACUUCAAUCACCAACGGGAGAACUCAUUCGACAAUCGUUCAGCUUUGGUUUCCCAACAUCAAACAACGAGGCGGAAUACGAAUCGCUCAUCGCCGGCCUUCGUCUUGCGAAAGCAGUCAAAGCUAAGCGACUCAGUGCGUACUGUGAUUCACAGCUCGUUGCCAGUCAGUUCAGUGGUGACUAUGAUGCGCACAAUGAUAGAAUGGACGCUUACCUCCGAGUCGUACAAUCAUUAGCUAAAGAGUUCGAAUUCUUCGAACUCACGAAGGUUCCUCGUGGAGAGAAUAUAUGUGCCGAUGCACUGGCAGCACUCGGAAGCAAGCUCCGCGAUCAAGUCAAAAGGACUAUUCCGAUCCAUCGAAUCGAGAAACCGAGCAUCGACAUCUUAACGGAGGCAGCUAACUUCGUCUCUACGGAAUCCGAAACAACGCCCCUAUCUCCGACCAACGACGACUCCGAAAUGACAGACCAAGAUCGGUUGGUACCAGACUGGAGAACUGAGUUCAUCCAGAAUCUCAAUAACGGAACGCUUCCAACUGACAAGUGGGCCGCGAGACGACUAAAGAGACGCAGCGCGCACUACGUCAUCAUGGAAGAAGAACUCCACCGGAUAACAGCUAGCAAGGUCCUCCUCAAGUGCAUCUUUGGCGAGCAAACGCAGUUAGUGAUGGCCGAGACUCAUGAAGGAGCAGGUGGCAACCAUUCCGGAGGCCGAGCACUAGCCUUAAAAAUUCGAAACUUAGGAUUCUUCUGGCCAACCAUGAACACGGAUUGCGAAGCGUAUGCUCGAUGA